CACGUGUCUCUUUUCUCCUCUUUUUCUUUCUCUCUCUACUGCUGAAGCUGGUAAUGAUCUCUUUGCACCGAAGGUCUGAAACUUCCAUUUUCUCUCUCAACUCUCUCGCCUCCCAAACAGACCCUCCUACGGAACAUGUCAAAUCUACCUUCAGAACUCUACCGAAUCGGUUACGCUCUAACCUCCAAAAAGGAGCAAACCUUCAUACUGCCUUCCCUCCUUUCCCAUGCCCCUCAGAAAGGAAUUGUUUUAACCAAAGUCGACCCCAACAAACCUUUAAUCCAACAAGUACCGUUCGACUGCAUCAUCCACAAAUUGUACGGAUCAGAUUGGAAACAAAACCUCCAAGACUUUACUUCCCAAAACCCUAGCAUCCCCAUCAUUGACUCCCCAGAUUACAUCGAGGUUCUCCAGAACAGAAUUUCAAUGCUCGAAACCGUUUCGAAACUGAAAAUAACAAACUCCGGAGUCCCCAAACAAAUUGCCAUUACGGAAGUUACUGAUAUGGAAAAUUUGAAACUAACAUUUCCGUUAAUUGCGAAGCCGUUAGACGCAGACGGCAGCGAGACGUCCCAUAAAUUGCAUCUUAUCUUCGACAACGAAGGGUUAAAGAACUUAACAGCGCCGUUUGUCUUACAGGAGUUCGUUAAUCACGGCGGCGUCGUUUUUAAAGUCUACGUUGCGGGGAAAUAUUUUCGGUGCGUGAAACGGAAGUCGUUGCCGGAUAUUUCGGAGGAAAAAUUGGUAAAUUUGAAAGGUUCGUUGCCGUUUUCGCAGGUUUCGAAUUUAACUGCCGCCGGUGGCGGUGGCGGGGAAGGUUGUGAUUUUGAAAAGACGGAAAUGCCCCCGGAGAGUUUAGUGGAGGAGUUGGUGAAAGGGCUAAGGGAGGAAUUAAGGUUGAAUCUGUUUAAUUUUGAUGUGAUUAGGGAUGGUAGAAAUAAGGAUAAUUACUUAGUUAUUGAUAUUAAUUAUUUUCCGGGGUACGCCAAAAUGCCGGAUUUUGAGUCUGUCAUAACGGAUUUUCUGUUGGAUGUCGUGCGCAAAGAACAAAUAAGUGGUGAAGAUUGAGGAUCGACGGUGCCAAAUAUAGGCUGUUUUGUAGUAGGAAGAUCUACAAUCUCAUUGUUAAGCAUUGAAAUGACAGCAGAUAUAGUCGACUAUCUUUUGUUGAUUCUUCCACGCACAACAAUCCCAUGUGUAUGCAUCUCAAUAUUUCCUGACGAUGGCAUGGAUAAAAAACAACCUUAUCUAGUAAUGCCAAAAUGUUGUCUUCAUUCCACAACUGCCAUGCCUGAGAGUUGCAAAUAUUAUUGUAUAUAUUAAACUCUUUUGCCAUGAAAGCAAUAUCUACUGUGAGUUUGUUACUAAAACAAAGGCCAUGAUGAUCAUGUAAACUUACAUAUCUCAGAAGGCUGAAAGAAUGCUCGUUAUUAUUAUUUUUU
Theobroma cacao (cacao) is the source of this 1442-nucleotide messenger RNA. Its product is annotated as inositol-tetrakisphosphate 1-kinase 1. The record is from RefSeq and is a predicted model, not a curated record. Gene Ontology annotation, biological process: inositol trisphosphate metabolic process. Gene Ontology annotation, molecular function: inositol-1,3,4-trisphosphate 5-kinase activity; ATP binding; inositol-1,3,4-trisphosphate 6-kinase activity. Gene Ontology annotation, cellular component: cytoplasm. Lineage: Eukaryota; Viridiplantae; Streptophyta; Magnoliopsida; Malvales; Malvaceae.